Messenger RNA from Colletotrichum navitas, 2031 nucleotides. RefSeq lists its product as uncharacterized. NCBI's taxonomy places the organism in Eukaryota, Fungi, Ascomycota, Sordariomycetes, Glomerellales, Glomerellaceae. The record is from RefSeq and is a predicted model, not a curated record. The transcript is spliced from 3 exons. Gene Ontology annotation, cellular component: nucleus. Bases 1 to 2031 code for a protein of 676 amino acids.
AUGGGUGAAAGCGAAGGCGGAGCAGAUAUCCCUGACAUCCCCUUUAGGCGUCCUGUAAACCAGUCAUCCAUGCCGUCGCACUUUCAAGAGGUUUGGGAAGAUGAGGACAAUGACUGGACCACACAUCAAAGACCCAUUGUCAUAGCCCACAGACACGAAAAGAGUUCUGUACAGUCUCCUGAGAAUCCUCUGAGCAGAAAAAUCGGGUCCAUCGAGCCCACCCAUGUCCCGCAGAGGCAUACCUCGCCUAGCCCCACGAGAACCCCUCGAACACGAUCUUCUAGGUCAAGGGCCAAUUCAACAACCUCUUCAUACCAAACAAAUAACACCUCACUCCCGCCUCUCCAGACCAAAGGCGCGGGCGAUGAUGAGAUCCCCGAGCCGUUGGCUGAGGAGGAAAUUGAACCGGGCUCCUUCGACCUCGUAGUACCGUCGCACGGUGAUAAUGGACAGUACUCGUUGGAAGCUCGGUCCGAACUCCUUUUCUCAAAAGACCACCUGAAGGCUAUUUUCAGAGACUAUAAUCUCCUCAGGCGAUUCACCGACUUCAUCAACUCCGUUCGCCCCGCCUCACUGCCCCUUUUGACAUACUACCUUGACUGUCUAAAGGCACUCCGCGCUAUCGCUUAUGCGAACGCUAUUGCAAAUGGCUUGGAUACCUUGCCUGGAUAUGAGUUUUCGUCAGGCAAUACCAACAUGACAUGUAACAGCUCACUGGAGAAGAAAGCAGAGGCUGCUUUCGACAUUCUCGUGCAAGAGGAUCUCCCUGCUUACAUCACCUACACGUGGAUACAGACAGUUAAAUUCCACCGAACAACUCAGUAUGGGAUGAAUUACGCCAUUGGUCGCAAUUGUCGUUUUCUUCAAGGCCCAAAGACAAAUCCUUACAGCGUGAAGCGGCUACGUGAUAAAUGCCUAGCCGGAAAAGAGCACUACGAAACGUUCCUCAAUUAUCGCCGAGAUGGCUCGCCCUUCAUGAACCUGCUUAUGGUGGCGCCGCUCUACGAUAGCCGCGGAACAGUACGCUACUUUAUUGGCGCACAGGUGGAUGUCUCAGGUCUCGCCAAGGAAAAUUCCGGCCUCGAAGCCCUGCAGAGUCUCGUCGCUGAGAGAGAGGCCGCCGAUAUCACCCCUUUUAGUGGGCAUAAUAACUACGAAGAUGAGGAUGAAGAAAGGGAUGAGUUCCGGGAACUCAGUGAGAUGUUCAACAUGGCCGAACUCGAGACCGUUCGGAGACAAGGUGGAAAUAUGCACCGUGUACCUCAAGACGAGAACCAAACCGCUACAUCGACAAACUGGCACAAGCCCCGCAUCCUGAUACAAGACGAAUACUCACCCGUCCACCAACCAGCGACACCACUCGCCAGCGGCAAACUUUCGGGCGUCUAUGAACACUACCUCCUCGUUCGACCCUUCCCCAGCCUCCGCAUUCUCUUCGCUUCGCCGUCCCUACGGCUACCGGGUAUCCUCCAGUCCAACUUCAUGGACCGCAUAGGCGGCUCCAAUCGGGUUCGCGAGGGGCUUUCGCAUGCUUUCGCCGACGGUCACGGCGUCACAGCCAAAGUUCGCUGGGUUAGCAGGUCCAGCAGCGAGGGACGAAUGCGCUGGAUACACUGUACGCCCCUCCUCGGCAGCAACGGUGCCGUGGGCGUAUGGAUGGUCGUCCUCGUCGAUGACGAGACUGAGGCAGGGGUCAAAUACCGUAAAGAAGCGCCCCCAGUUAAUGGACGUUUGCUCAGGGCGGGGGCUUUGGGUCAGCAACAACCACGCCCAUCCUUCGACGAUAACAUGAGCCUAUCGGGCUUUGCCGCCAUGAAUAGGCCACUCAACGACGCCAACGGGUCCGUCGCCGACCAUGGCCUGGACGGGCUCGACCGCCCCUUGAGCCGCGCGAGCCAUGGAAGCUUGUCGAGUCGAUUGAGCCGGGCGCUUGUCAGUCCAUCACUUCGUCCCGUGACCCCUCAUGGUGUCGACGACCCCGACGGGGGCCCGGCUCGACCUCCGUAUACGGUAAGGUUGGGGGAGGAUUGA